GGGAGACAGCGGGCUACGUGCGCUGAAAAGAGCCAGCCAGGGGCCGCAGCUACCCUUCUCCGGCUCGCCACUCCCCUGAAGUCGUGUGGACUUGGAGUCUGAAGAUUUCUUGAGUGCGUAGAGAUGCCUUAGCCGGGAUGACAGCGUGGGGACGGCCGGCGGCUUCCCCUGCCCCAGGCCGCGGUGGCGGCGCCGCGACCCCGCCCUCUCGCGCCUGUCCUUCCCUCCGCUCCCAGCCUUUGCUGGGCGCCAGACCCGGCUUCGCCGUCCGGCUAUUAGCCCACUGUGGCUAGUCACCCCCGGGGUCCCGGCCUCCGCGGGCUGGGGCCGCCGCCACCGCGGCAGGACGGGGAGGCGGGCCAUGGCGUCCUGCGUGGGGAGCCGGACCCUAAGCAAGGAUGAUGUGAACUACAAAAUGCAUUUCCGGAUGAUCAACGAGCAGCAAGUGGAGGACAUCACCAUUGACUUCUUCUACCGGCCGCAUACCAUCACCCUGCUCAGCUUCACCAUCGUCAGCCUCAUGUACUUCGCCUUUACCAGGGAUGACUCUGUUCCAGAAGACAACAUCUGGAGAGGCAUCCUCUCUGUUAUUUUCUUCUUUCUUAUCAUCAGUGUGUUAGCUUUCCCCAAUGGUCCGUUCACUCGACCUCAUCCAGCCUUAUGGCGAAUGGUUUUUGGACUCAGUGUGCUCUACUUCCUGUUCCUGGUAUUCCUACUCUUCCUGAAUUUCGAGCAGGUUAAAUCUCUAAUGUACUGGCUAGAUCCAAAUCUUCGAUACGCCACAAGGGAAGCAGAUGUCAUGGAGUAUGCUGUGAACUGCCAUGUGAUCACCUGGGAGAGGAUUAUCAGCCACUUUGAUAUAUUUGCAUUUGGACAUUUCUGGGGCUGGGCCAUGAAGGCCUUGCUGAUCCGUAGUUAUGGUCUCUGCUGGACAAUCAGUAUUACUUGGGAGCUGACUGAGCUCUUCUUCAUGCAUCUCCUCCCCAAUUUUGCGGAGUGCUGGUGGGAUCAAGUCAUUCUGGACAUCCUGUUGUGCAAUGGCGGUGGCAUUUGGCUGGGCAUGGUCGUUUGCCGGUUUUUAGAGAUGAGGACUUACCACUGGGCAAGCUUCAAGGACAUUCAUACCACCACUGGGAAGAUCAAGAGAGCUGUACUGCAGUUCACUCCUGCUAGCUGGACCUAUGUUCGAUGGUUUGACCCCAAAUCUUCUUUUCAGAGAGUAGCUGGAGUGUACCUUUUCAUGAUCAUCUGGCAGCUGACUGAGUUGAAUACCUUCUUCUUGAAGCAUAUCUUUGUGUUCCAAGCCAGUCAUCCAUUAAGUUGGGGUAGAAUUCUCUUUAUUGGUGGCAUCACGGCUCCCACAGUGAGACAGUACUACGCUUACCUCACCGACACACAGUGCAAGCGCGUAGGUACACAGUGCUGGGUGUUUGGGGUCAUUGGUUUCCUGGAGGCCAUUGUUUGCAUAAAAUUUGGACAAGAUCUCUUCUCUAAGACCCAAAUACUCUAUGUUGUGCUUUGGCUUCUUUGCGUGGCUUUCACUACUUUCCUCUGUCUGUACGGCAUGAUUUGGUAUGCAGAACACUAUGGUCACCGAGAAAAGACCUACUCAGAGUGUGAAGAUGGCACCUACAGUCCAGAGAUCUCCUGGCAUCAGAGGAAAGGGACAAAAGGUUCUGAAGACAGCCCACCCAAGCACGCAGGCAACAGCGAAAGCCAUUCUUCCAGGAGAAGGAAUCGGCAUUCCAAGUCAAAAGUCACCAAUGGCGUUGGAAAGAAAUGAAAAACCCUGGUUAAUCAAAGAUGUUCCAGAGUGCCUAGAACUGAGAGGGAAAUGGAACUCAUUUGGACCUCCCCGUGAGGAGGUCGAGGCGCACAGGGCAAGCAGGAAGAGGCGAGGGCACUUGGGGGUCAUUAUUUGAGAUCGUAAGUCUUGUUUCCCACAGACCUGGCCGCGUCAGGCAGAUCAUCGCCUGGGGGGCCGUUGCCAACGUGCGGUCUCUUCUAACUUCAGCACUUGGCAUGCGGUCACCGGUGGCAGCGCGGUGUGUUGAAGGGAAACGGUAGCUAUUCAUUCACAGUUGCCAAGAGCAGCUCCCGCACCUGCUGGAUCGUGGAUGCAGCGUAAACAUCUUCCUUCAGACAAGGCAUUAACCCCAUGGUUAAUGGACUGGUCACCAGUUUUUAUUUUAUUUUUAUGAAUUUACGUUUCCAUUGAUUGAUUUAAGUUCAGGCCACUUUUCUGUCUUUUGUUUGGUUACUGUUGUUAUUUGUUUUUAAGUUAGGAUGCUUUUUAACAGCCUUUAGAAGCCGCUGCUGAAAUUGACACUGGGGGAAGGGUUCCCCUUCCUUCUAUAGCAGAAAAGGGAGAGAGGUGUUGCAUUCCUGUUUGGUAACCUCAGUCUCCUGUAAGACCUUCUACCACGUGGCGAGUAUACACCAAUCAGGAGAGGGUAGCUGCCUGCAUAGGAGCCUCGCUUCCGAUUAUUCCCUUCCCCAUGUUAUUCAUCCAGACUUACCCACAGUGCACAAAAGCAAACCUGCUAGAGAGGCAGUGCACACCACAGCUUCUCCCCAGCCAGGUGCCUUUUACAUCGGGUUUGUUCUCCUUCCAUGGUGUGUUGCUGACAUUGUCACUGAGUCCCAUGUGAGGUGCUGGUGAGUAUUACCUUUCAUCCGUGCCAUGCUCUAGAACCUUGACCCUGAUAGUUCAUCACCUCUGAUGGAUCCCUGUUUUAAAUAAAAACGAUUCACUUUAAAGCCUAUCAAA
Nomascus leucogenys (northern white-cheeked gibbon) is the source of this 2770-nucleotide messenger RNA. RefSeq names its product phosphatidylserine synthase 1 (gene PTDSS1). Lineage: Eukaryota; Metazoa; Chordata; Mammalia; Primates; Hylobatidae. Gene Ontology annotation, biological process: phosphatidylserine biosynthetic process. Gene Ontology annotation, molecular function: L-serine-phosphatidylethanolamine phosphatidyltransferase activity. The record is from RefSeq and is a predicted model, not a curated record.